Messenger RNA from Clupea harengus (Atlantic herring), 1329 nucleotides. Its product is annotated as piggyBac transposable element-derived protein 4-like. The record is from RefSeq and is a predicted model, not a curated record. Bases 1 to 1329 code for a protein of 442 amino acids. The transcript is spliced from 2 exons. NCBI's taxonomy places the organism in Eukaryota, Metazoa, Chordata, Actinopteri, Clupeiformes, Clupeidae.
AUGCCUGGACCGCAGCUUGAUUCCCAGAAAUCAUACAGCCCCAAGGAAAUCUUCGACCUGUUUUUCACAAACAAUGCCAUUACAACGCUGUGUAUCAACACAAAUAAAUAUGCUGCCCGGAAGAUUGCGGAGGGUGCAAAGAUGCGGUGGAAAGAGGUGAAGCCAUCUGAGAUGUGCAACUAUUUGAGCAUUGUGCUGUAUCUCGGCCUGGUCAAGGUGACCGCUGCAAGGGACUUGUGGAAGAAAGAAAACUUUUUCAAGUUUCCCUAUCCUCGCAGUGUCAUGAAAGGCUACAGGUAUGAGGCCAUCACAGCAAAUUUACACAUGAGUGACCCAGCUGCUGAUGUGGUAAAUGACCAGCUCCGUGGUCAGCCUGGGUAUGAUGGCCUUUUCCGCCUGAAGCCUCUUCAUGAUGACAUCCUCACGGCCUGCAGGACACACUACCACCCACACAAGAACCUGUCAGUGGAUGAGCGAAUGGUAGCCACAAAGGCACGGAACGGGAUGAAACAGUACAUGAAGGACAAGACCACCAAGUGGGGCUACAAGCUGUUUGUCCUGGCAGUGGUUACACACAACUUCUACACCAGCACCAAGCUUUUCAGCCAUCUACACCAGGUGCGGUUUGGGGCCUGUGGGACCAUCCGGGAGAACCGUGUGGGGUUUCCACGGACAACAGACAAUGCGCUGGGCAAGAAGGCUGCCAGAGGGGACAUGCGCUGGAUACGCAAGGGCUCCUUGCUUUAUGUAAAGUGGAAGGACACACGUGACGUUACCAUGUGUUCCACGAUACACAAAGCGAACAGUGGGCAGAGUGUGCAGCGCCGUGUCCGCAACCCCGAUGGUACCUGGUCCAGGAGGGAGUUUCCUGUGCCUGAUGCAGUCAAGCAGUACAACAAGAGCAUGGGGGGGGUGGACCUCUCUGAUGCUCUCAUAAAAUAUUUCUCUGUUACCCGGAAAACAAGCCGCUGGUACCUGAAGUUCUUUCUACACUUUGUAGAUAAUGCGGUGGUGAACAGUUUCCUCAUCCACAAGGAGAUGGCAGAGAUGAAGAACCAGAAACCCCUCACCCAGAAGAAAUUCAGGAUUGCACUGUGUGAGCAGCUGGGUAAAGUUGGGAAGGAGCUGGCAUCCAACGAGGCAUCCACGGACCACGUCCCAUUGGAAGCCUGCGGACUCUUCAAUGAUCCACACCUGAAAGCCACCAAGGGGAGGAGGAAGUGCCGAAUCUGCAAGUCAUCCACUAUAUGGCUAUGUGAGGCUUGUGACGUGCCCCUGUGCAUUAUCCCAGGGCGGUGUUGCUUCAGAUUUUGGCACAAGCGUGUCUGA